This is a messenger RNA of Drepanopeziza brunnea f. sp. 'multigermtubi' MB_m1, 1251 nucleotides long. RefSeq lists its product as uncharacterized. Gene Ontology annotation, molecular function: translation elongation factor activity. Gene Ontology annotation, biological process: translational elongation. Gene Ontology annotation, cellular component: cytoplasm; nucleus. Lineage: Eukaryota; Fungi; Ascomycota; Leotiomycetes; Helotiales; Drepanopezizaceae. The record is from RefSeq and is a predicted model, not a curated record.
AUGUCCCCAUUCGGAAAGCUCUACACCUACCCGGGUAACCCCCGCUCCACCGCUAUCCGCGCUGUGGCCAAGGCCAACAACGUCGAGCUCGAGAUCGUUGAGACGGAGCCUUCGAAGGGUGUCUCCGACGAGUACCUCAAGAUCAACAAGCUCGGAAAGGUUCCAACCUUUGUCGGAGCCGAUGGAUACACUCUCCACGAGUGCAUUGCCAUUGCCAUCUACAUCACUUCCCAGAACGAGAAGACUACCCUCCUUGGAAAGACCAAGCAAGACUAUGCUGCCAUCCUGAAGUGGAUGUCAUUCUUCAACUCCGAGGUUGUUACAUCUCUUGCUGGCUGGUUCCGUCCUCUCAUCGGUCGUGAUCCAUACAACAAGAAGUUGGUCGAUGAUUCAUCUAAGGCUACUCUCAAGGCCGUCUCAAUCGUCGAGGAGCACCUCCAAGAUAACACUUACCUUGCCGGUGAGCGUAUUACUCUUGCUGACCUCUUUGCCGCCGGUGUAAUCUCCCGUGGCUUCCAAUACUUCUUCGACAAGAAGUUCCGCUCCGAGAACCCAAACAUUACCCGUUGGUACGAGACCGUUUACAACCAGCCAAUCUACUCUGCCGUUGUUGAUGAGCUCUCCUUCAUCGAUGAAGCCAUCAAGAACCAAGCCCCCAAGAAGCCAGAGCAGGCGAAGAAGGAGACCGCUCCCAAGGCUGCCCCCAAGCCGAAGGCCAAAGACGUUGAAGAUGAUGAGGAGGAGGAGGCCCCCGCUGCACCAAAGCCCAAGCACCCUCUGGAGGCCCUCCCAAAGCCAACUCUGGUCCUCGACGAAUGGAAGCGUCAAUAUUCCAACAAUGACACCCCUGAGGCUCUCAAGUGGUUCUGGGAGAACUUCAAGGCCGACGAGUACUCGCUCUGGAAGCUCGAUUAUAAGUACAAUGAUGAGCUUACUCAAGUCUUCAUGAGCUCGAACCUGAUCGGCGGGUUUUUCGCACGUCUUGAGGGUUCCCGCAAGUACAUCUUCGGUUGUGCUUCCGUCUACGGUGUCAAGGACGACUCUAUCAUCAAGGGUGCCUUCGUCAUCCGUGGUCAAGACGCUCUCCCAGCUUUUGAUGUCGCCCCUGACUAUGAGAGUUACGAGUUCACCAAGCUUGACCCAAGCAAGGCUGAGGACAAGGAGUUUGUCAAUGAGCAAUGGACCUGGGAGAAGCCAAUCGUUGAGGGUGGCAAGGAGUACCCAUGGGCAGAUGGAAAAGUAUUCAAGUAA